Molecule: messenger RNA, 633 nt
Organism: Penicillium soppii
Lineage: Eukaryota; Fungi; Ascomycota; Eurotiomycetes; Eurotiales; Aspergillaceae
Exons: 1
Coding region: 1-633 (210 amino acids)
Molecular function (GO): protein binding
Source: RefSeq, a predicted model, not a curated record
AUGGCCAGCGAAAUCGACAUCUACAACCAAUACCCGAUCUACAUGGAUCCCGCCACGAAGGCCCUCUCCCUCCAAGCCAACAACCUCCCACCUAGCCAAGCAACCACCAUAGCCAACGAACUAAAAGAACUCAACGCCCUGCACCGCUCCCUCCUCACCCUUGAAACAGCCAACAUCCCCCCACCCCCAUUGCCACUGAACCCCAAGCUCAGCGCCCAAAUCAGCAAGCUACGCGACAGCGCCAACACAGCCUACCGCAAAACCAACUACGAUGAAGCCCUGACGCUGUACAAAUACGCGAUCGACAUGGCUCUUGCCCGGCCCGGCUGGGAACCUGUUGCUGUGGCGCGCGACGAGCUGGCGGGCUUGUAUGCGAAUCGUGCGCAGGCGUACAUGGCUAAGCAGGCUUGGCCGGAGGCGUUAGUUGAUGCUAAAGCGAGUGUGGAUUCGAAGCCUGUGGGGAACGUCAAGGCUUGGUGGCGGAUUGCUAAGAGUUUGGCAGAGAUGGGGAGGUAUGAGGAGGCUAGGAGGUUUUUGCAGAAGAGUAUUGAUAUUGAGGGGAGGGAGAGUGAGGGUGGGAAGGAGUUGUUGGGUUUGUUGGACGAGGUUGAGAGAGCUUUGGUGAAGGCUUGA